GGCAAUAGCCAAUUAAAAGAUUAUAAUUCUAAUUAUAAACUGAAUUCCAAGGAACAAUUUAAAAAACGAACAAAUAUAUCAUUGGCAUUGUAUUUUGCGUGUCUCUCUGUAUUAUUUUUAUAUAUCUGAUUUAUCGUUAUAUGAAUAUACAUAUAAAGAUGUUAGAAGAUAUCGCGUUACGUCGCGUUGGUAAGUUGGAACGGAGAAUGAUCAGUAUGAUGAAUGACGAGAUAGACUCAAUAAUAAUAACGAGGGGUCGCGCGUAGAAUGUGAAAUAUGGCGUAUCGUGUUAUUGAACGAUAACUGCAAGUUAUUAGGGUCGAUUGACUCGAGUAACUCGAUGUAAGGAGCGCGUAAAAUGUCUCUCAACGUGUGCGUGCCAUGUACAAAGCCGUGUGUCUCUCCGGUCGGCCUGGUUGCUACUCUCGCGUGAUCUCGCGAUUACACGGGCGUUGCGACCUUACGUAUGUAAAUUAUUCUGGUACAAAUCUGGCCGCUUGGCAGAUUUGCUCUCGUAGAGUACGUAGACACUCGCGCUCUCGACAUUUGUGCUUUGAUCGCGAAGACAAACGGGCAUGUAACGCAAUUUCUCUGCUCGACUUUGGCGCGCAUUUAACACCGCGCGAGUACAUUGUCAUUCAAGAUUUGUGAUUAUUCAAGAUUAGUUGAGUGGGGAUAAGCUGUAAUUGCAUUUGUAGAAGAAAAUGCAAAGUGGCAGUAACUUGAACCAAUUCAGCGACGAUGACUUCUGUAGCGAUGGACCAUGUCCAUCGUGCAGAUUGGCGAUUGAUAAGGAAACUGGUAGACUCAAGUGGUGUACUGGCGGAAGUGAAGCGCGGCGUUUUCGUGUCAAACUGAUGCUUCUCAUACCCGCUGUGUUGCUGCCAAUCACUAUAGUGUUUAUCGCUCUAUCGCGAUUUCAAGCCACAACCAAAACUUCCGAUUCACGUGCGGUCUCCAUUUAUGAGAUGCAGAAACAGGACAAGGAGAAAAUCGAAAAUGUCUUUUGGCCUACCAGUCACAACGACGUAGAGCGUAUGGCAGAAGAAACUGAAGAAGAGGACCGACUUUUGCUUCCCGAUAUGAAAACGAGUUACGUGCCUGUAGACACGCAUCCUUCAUUUCGAUCGAAAUCGCCCCACCGACGCAAAAGAGACAUCGGGGAGAACCACACGAGGGAUGGUUUCAAAUGGGUCGAUCGGACGAUGUCUUCAUCUCGUGCACACGUUGGUUUAGCUAAUGACAAAUUGGCAGAUUCCCUUUCGAGGGAAGAAUCAGACAAGAAAAGUAAUAGAACGGAGAGAUCCUUCUUGACUUCAGACUACAUGAGACUGUACGACAGAAUCGACAGAAUCAAGCAGGUGAAGAAUGGCGACGCAAUUGAAAGCAACAAUACACGGUCUGUCGGAGAAAAUUUCUUAGGCGAUUACUAUCUCCGGAAGAAGAGAGAGUUGAGAGACGAUACUUAUGAAAGUAGUGGAACGAAGUGUAUCGAGAAACGAUCGAAAGGGGAAUUAGCAGCAAAUACCCAAGAGGAAGAUUCCUUCUCCAUUUCCAUCAAUGAAACAUGGUUAUCGGUGGCCGAUGGACAUAUUACGAUCCAGAACGAUGAAAUGCCUGAUUUUCGUACAUUCUGGAAAAGCGAAGAGGACGCUACAAGUAUCAGAAAGGCUCGAGCUCGAAUAAUGCUGAAAUACAUGGACAAGAGCGUGGAUCCGUGUCAAGAUUUUUAUCAAUACGCUUGUGGUAAUUGGGCGAAACAAAAUCCUAUUCCGAAAGACAAAGCCGGCUAUGAUACUUUCGAGAUGCUCAGGGAAUCGCUGGAUUCUGUACUGAGAGAAUUGCUAGAGGACCCGAUACCGCGUGAUGUCGACGCUGGUGAGAUAAACGAUGCUAUAAUAAAGGCGAAACAUCUGUUUCAAAGUUGCAUGAAUUACGAGAUCUUGGAGCAACGUAUGGAACGACCACUCAUUCAGCUUCUGGAUCAACUUGGAGGUUGGCCGAUUUUAAAGCCUGAUUGGGAUCCCGACAAAUUCGACUGGCUUUUCUUGACCGCGCAACUUCGAUUGUAUAAUAAUGACAUAUUAAUCUCUGAAUGGGUGGGUCCAGAUAUUAAAAACAGCGACAAGUACGUGAUACAGCUUGAUCAAACGUCGCUCGGACUUCCUACAAGGGAUUAUUUCCUUCAACCGUCCAACGCGAUUUACCUAGAAGCAUACAAGGAUUACUUAAUGAGAAUCGCAAUCUUACUUGGUGCAUCCUCAGAUAAUGCGACCAUUGAUGCCGAAGAGCUGGUUGAAUUCGAAACGCAACUCGCGUCGAUUACAUCGUCACCGGACGAAAGACGAAAUUUUUCAGAGCUCUAUCAACGAAUGAGUAUAGGUGAACUGAGAGCACUCGUGCCGCAAAUCGAUUGGCGUCGUUAUUUAUCGAUCGUCCUGGCUCGACCGAUACAUUUUUCCGAACCAAUUGUCAUCUUCGCGUUGCAAUACAUCCAAGAUUUGGUUGUUUUACUUUCAAAGACACAACCUAGAACAGUGGCAAAUUAUCUCUUAUGGAGAUUUGUACGACACAGAGUAAACAACUUGGACGAUCGCUUCCAGGAAGUGAAACAAAAAUUUUACUAUAUUCUGUUCGGUAGAGAACAAGCACCGUCAAGAUGGAAAAACUGCGUAACCCAAGUCAAUUCUAACAUGGAUAUGGCCGUUGGUUCGAUGUUUGUCAAAAAGUAUUUCGAUGAAAACAGUAAAAACGACACAUUAUCGAUGACUCGAGAGAUACAACGAUCCUUUAGAGAGCUACUAGAUAGAAUCACUUGGAUCGACAACGAAACAAAACGUUUGGCGACUGAAAAAGUAAACGCUAUGUCAUUGAGAAUCGGCUAUCCAGACUUUAUUCUACAGUCACAUUUAUUGAACGAGCGUUACAAAGACGUUAUAAUUCGACCGGACAAGUACUUUGAGAAUACUUUAAAUAUUUUGCAACACUUAACCAGAGUCGAACAAGCUCGCCUUGGCAACGCUGUCAAUAAAUCUUUGUGGAACACUGCUCCAGCGGUCGUUAACGCUUAUUACAGUCGCAAUAAAAAUCAGAUAAUGUUUCCAGCGGGUAUACUACAGCCACCUUUUUAUCACAGAUUUUUUCCACGAAGUUUAAAUUAUGGUGGAAUCGGUGUUGUGAUUGGACACGAGAUUACUCAUGGAUUUGAUGAUAAAGGCAGACUGUUUGACAAAGAUGGGAACCUUCACAGGUGGUGGAAAGAUGAGGCGAUCGAUGGUUUUCACCGGCGAGCGCAAUGUCUCAUUGAUCAAUACGCGCGUUAUACCGUGACGGAAGUUGGAAUGCAGAUUGAUGGUGUUAAUACGCAAGGGGAAAAUAUUGCCGAUAACGGCGGCAUUAAGCAAGCAUUUAGGGCGUACGAGAGAUGGCUACGUUUGAACGAAAAGGAAGACGAGACCUUACCCGGAAUGAGUGCGACGGGAAAACAAUUAUUCUUUCUGAACUUUGCUCAGGUGUGGUGUGGUUCAAUGCGUCCCGAAGCGACGAGAAAUAAGCUGAAAACAGCUCUACAUUCGCCCGGUAGAUUUCGAGUGAUCGGCACGCUCUCUAAUUCGAAAGACUUUGCUCAGGUGUUCAAUUGCCCUUCUGGUUCCCCUAUGAAUCCUGUGAGCAAAUGCUCGGUAUGGUAAAAUGCGAUAUACGUGUACAUACGUAUAAUACAUAAUUUGUACGCGUAUAUCGAUACGAUACGAUUUAUCCCAAUCACAUUAGCUCUCAUUUGUUACUGAAUGCAGUGAACACUCAAGCGUGCUUUUUAAGUUAAGAUUUUUUUAAGACUAAGAUUUCGAGAAUUUUCUAGAAAUGUAUAUAAUAACGGAAAAAUACAUUCAUUUUUUUAAAUUUCUUCAUUGGA
Messenger RNA from Wasmannia auropunctata (little fire ant), 3913 nucleotides. RefSeq names its product endothelin-converting enzyme 1-like. The coding region runs from base 705 to 3689 and encodes 994 amino acids. The record is from RefSeq and is a predicted model, not a curated record. Gene Ontology annotation, biological process: protein processing. The transcript is spliced from 17 exons. Gene Ontology annotation, cellular component: plasma membrane. Lineage: Eukaryota; Metazoa; Arthropoda; Insecta; Hymenoptera; Formicidae. Gene Ontology annotation, molecular function: metalloendopeptidase activity.